Molecule: messenger RNA, 708 nt
Organism: Pyricularia oryzae 70-15
Lineage: Eukaryota; Fungi; Ascomycota; Sordariomycetes; Magnaporthales; Pyriculariaceae
Product: thioesterase
Exons: 3
Coding region: 104-595 (163 amino acids)
Cellular component (GO): mitochondrion
Molecular function (GO): fatty acyl-CoA hydrolase activity
Source: RefSeq, a predicted model, not a curated record
AAAACAAGCUGUUUGUUUGUUCUUGCCAAAUGAAGAAGCAUUCACUCACUGGCUGGUCCAUCAACUGUUUAACCAGUCUUUGAUUUUAAUUCUCAUCAUCAACAUGACGGCAAGCUAUGAUGUGCUCAAAACGCGGACCCGGGGUGACUACCCAUUUACUUUGGAGUACCGCACGCGAUGGGCCGACAAUGACAUGUACCAACACAUGAACAACUCCAUCUACAACUUUCUCUACGACUCAGUAAUCAAUUCAUACCUGAUUGAAUUUUGCGACCUCAAGCCUGCAUCAUCACCCCAGCACGGCAUGGUCGUGCACUCCCACAACGACUACUUCGGGUCCAUCAGCUUCCCUUCCGUGGCCGAACUGUGCCUGCGCGUCAAUAAGCUGGGCCGUACGAGCGUGACCUAUGAGAUCGCCCUCUUCGAAAAGGGAGUUGACCGCGUCAGGUCAGUAGGGGAGUUUGUUCAGGUAUUUGUGGACAGGGCCACGGGCAGGCCUGCUGCCGCUGGCAUGAAUGAGACUACGCGAAAGGGUCUUGAGAGGAUCAUGGUCCAGGACGCGAAGCAAGUUUUGCCAGUCAAGAGUAAAUUAUAGGCUCCAAGUUGUAUGUAUUAUGAACUGUUCACUGCUUUCCUUCGUCCUGAACCAUCCCUUCAUAACCAACAAGCUGUCAAUUGUGUUUUUCGAUCCAACAGCAUUCUCAGUCA